Molecule: messenger RNA, 1583 nt
Organism: Centropristis striata (black sea bass)
Lineage: Eukaryota; Metazoa; Chordata; Actinopteri; Perciformes; Serranidae
Gene: rp9
Product: RP9 pre-mRNA splicing factor
Exons: 6
Coding region: 176-838 (220 amino acids)
Biological process (GO): RNA splicing
Source: RefSeq, a predicted model, not a curated record
GUACAGCAGCGCCACAGAAAUAUCUGCUGGUUAGCUGCUGGUUAGCACCAAAGAGACCAUGUUAGCACGUUGUCCGACGUGUUUUCGCCGUGUAGCUAACACCUUUCCAUUAUAUGCAGCAUUAUUGAUAAGUUAAUGAUUUUUCGGGGGCACUGUUUGCCAGUAACUAGGAGCAAUGUCGGACAAAAAGCGAAGAAGAGAGAAGGAGGAACGACGUGACCACAAGAGACACAAGUCCUCCAAACAGGAUCUGGAGAAACUCAAAACAAACACGAAGAAACUCAUCCAAGAAGUGAAACAACUGAAACACGUCGAGACGUUCUAUGAGAAACCUCCACCAGGACUCAUCAAGGAGCAUGAGGACAAACCAGAGGACUGUAUUCCUGCUGAACCAGGAAAUGAAGAAGCGAGGAGCUUCCUGGCUCACGCCCCAACCAGAGGGCUGUGGAUGCCUCUGGGGAAGGAGGUGAAGGUGAUGCAGUGUUGGAGAUGCAAGCGCUACGGCCACAGGACCGGAGACAGGGAGUGUCCCUUCUUCAUCAAAGGCAACCAGAAACUAGAGCAGUUCAGAGUGGCUCAUGAAGACCCAAUGUACGACAUCAUUCGGGAAAACAAAAGGAAUGAAAAAGAAACCAGGAUCCAGCAGCUGCAGCAGAUGCUUCAGGACACCACUUCCUCCGACUCUGACAGCUCCUCCUCUUCCUCCUCCUCGUCCGACCACCAUCGCAGCAAGAAAAGGAAAAAGAGGAAGGACAAGAAGAAGAAAGACAAGAAGAGGAGAAAACAGAAACGGAAGCACAAGUCCUCCAAGACCAGUGACUGCUCAGACUCAGAUUGAGUGUUUGGAACAUGCUUAUAUAUAUAAAUAUAUAUAUAUAGGAGGAAGAGACUGAAUGAAGUAGCAGAUCUUAUGCAGUAGUGAAGUGUGUUCUGCAGAGUGCCUCAGUAAGAACUGCACUCUGAGGACCUUCUAAGCCUUUUUUCUGCAGGUUGAAACUGUAAGUCCACUGCGCACGACUUCUCCCAGCCGUUUCACUCUCUCCAGGGUGACAACUUGCAUUUGCAUCCUCUCUGUUUGGCCGUACAGCACCGGGUCUUGUGGCACAGCUGCUUCAGUAAGUGUGUGUACGUGUGCCUCGGCGCAUAUGUGUGUCAAAAAGCAUUAGCUGCAUGGGUAAUGAAUCUUAAGUGAUACGAAAUGAGCCCGCUGGUGUAAGAGAUAGCAUGUCAGCAAAUACACUGUGCUAUUAAGAGAUUGUAUUUUCCACCAUAUUUUUGUACCCCUGCCAUCUCGCUGGUAUUAAAUACUUUGAUUGUAGAGUGUGUUAAACGCAGAGGUGGAAAAAAAAUAGUCCAAAUAAAAUGUUGGAGUACAGUUAGAAUUUGUCUUCCACACAAGCCUGAAUGUUUGAAUGCUUAUGACUGUACAUACAUAUUUGGAAUGAUUUGAGGUUGGAAUAUGCUCGUUACAGAGACGGGGAAAGAAUGUAUGUGAAUAUGCUCCCUUAUUCUGAGAAUAAAGAUGGCUCUCUCUUCUCCAAUGUUUACCCAGCUCAAGGCUGCAAAAACAAAGAUGCUAAUAA